Messenger RNA from Owenia fusiformis, 1397 nucleotides. The record is from the annotation of a GenBank genome assembly. NCBI's taxonomy places the organism in Eukaryota, Metazoa, Annelida, Polychaeta, Sabellida, Oweniidae.
ACAACGAAAUUUUGCCAGAUUUUUAAUAUUCCCUCGCUGACCGAGUAAUUUCGUUUCGCGAGGAGUUUGAGUUCCAACCAGAAUCCUGAGGCGCAUGUUUUAAAGGUAUCAGGUUUAGAAGAUUUCAAAGUCUAGGCAGUGCAGUUUGUUUUGUUCUCAGCAUUGAUGGCAGAUCUAUCAACAUAAAAUUAUAAUGUGAUAUCAAAAUGAGUGCAUUUGUACGAAGACCAAGAGUGCGGACUAGAUCACAAAGCCGCGCUGAUUCACUUGGCCACACUCCGGUGAAGAAUGCUAACCAAAAUUGUUCCAAUGGGGAGUUACAUGUUCCAGGAUUAAGUGGUGAUGAAACACCACAGAGAGGAAAUCACGAGUCCACACCUCUUCGUGAAGGCACACCAUUCAGGGCCCAACAAAAGCUGGUGUUUGACCUGAAAUCACGUCUUGAGCAACUGCAUAUAGGGAGUGCUGAACCCACAGAGCGUACAAGUCCAGGUCUCGCCAGGCUCAGAAUGACACCUGGGGGUAAAAUGAAGCUGAGAGAGACUCAACAGAUUCUGACAGAAAAACACCAAGAGGCCAAAAAUCAAGCUGAUAAACUAAAUAUAGGUGGCGGAGUUAGUCUAUGGCCAGGAAUGGAAAAUAUGCGACUAACUAAAAGAGAAACAGCACAGCUUAUAGUCGCUUGUGUUUUCAUGUUAACUGCAGUCCUCGCAUUGUUCCAGUUUUUGCAUGGUACAACUUUAAAAAAUUUACAAUACUAUUGUGUGGAGCUUGAUGAAUUUCCCCUCCGCCACCCCAUCCAGCUCCAUAAUGGCCAGGAUGUGUUUGUCAGUACAGUGCUCAACUGGCAUGCUGGUUUCACUAACUUAAUGGACGAGAUCCAUGGUGCAUUUGAUAUUCAAUGGGUGAAGAGUCCCUGGAGUUACAAACUUUGUGGGGUUGGAUAUAUCAUGGGAGUGGCAGUCCUUCUUUACUACCUACUAGACAAUGUACUUGCUCAAAGUAAACUCACUCCCAGGAGAAUCAAAAUUUGGGUGUCCCUGUUGGUAGUGAUAGGCACAUGGACAGUGCUACUGGCCCACCUUUUACUCAAUGCACAGCGUCUUGAACACAAAGUGGAAAAAACAGUACAUAAGUUAAAUCGACAGCUGGCUGAACUAGUUUACACAGAUUUAGAUCUGACACGCUACAAAUACGUUCUGCUUUAUUGGCAGACGUUGUGCCUUCCUCCAACCACUCAUGGAACAUUGAACAUAUUCGGCAUUGUGACUUUACGUGACGUUUUAUACUACUUGCAAUACUAUAGCGUGCCCAUCGUGACUGCCUUGUUAACCCCUGUGGUUAACCUCAUUGUUUCGUUGAGAGAUAUUUACACAGUUAAAGUUCAUACAGAGUAG